Molecule: messenger RNA, 1413 nt
Organism: Dacryopinax primogenitus
Lineage: Eukaryota; Fungi; Basidiomycota; Dacrymycetes; Dacrymycetales; Dacrymycetaceae
Product: RCC1/BLIP-II
Exons: 4
Coding region: 1-1413 (470 amino acids)
Cellular component (GO): cytoplasm
Molecular function (GO): guanyl-nucleotide exchange factor activity
Source: RefSeq, a predicted model, not a curated record
AUGCUUAACCCUCUGCGCGGGAUACCUGCGGAGUUUCGUCCUGCUCAGCACCUAUUUAUAUUCGGGAAUGGGGAAAUGGCCCAACUUGGUCUGGGGGUGGAUAUGUUGGAUGAGAUUCGCCGGCCAAAGUUGCACACAUGGUUCGAAGAGGCUAUAGAAGAGGGAAGACUAGGCGGUGCGGGCGCCGGCAUCGAGAAGGCAUGUACCGGAGGGAUGCACACCUUGGUCAUUGACGAGAUGGGACGGAUAUGGAGCUGGGGGGUCAACGACAAUGCCUCUCUGGGACGUCUUACGGCGAAUGUCCCCAUCCCAGAUGCUCCAGGAGAGUUUUUCCAGACAGAGGUUCUCGAAACUCAACCCAUGCUCGUCCAAUCCCUAGUGGAUGAAGGGUUCCGUGCAGUGACGGUAGCGGCCGGAGAUAGUAUCAGUGUUGCACUGGACGUCGAUGGUCAGUUGAGAUGUUGGGGGUCGUUUAGAUCUAGCGAUGGCCUGCUCGGUUUUGAUGGCAGGCUAGGUUCAGCUCAGCAACAAUUUACACCCGCCCCAAUCGAAGACUUCAGAAAAGAGAAAUUUAUAUCUCUGGCCUGUGGAACAGACCAUGUUCUAGCACUCACUACGGAUGGCCGGGUUUGGGUGUGGGGUAAUGGACAACAAGCACAGCUGGGUAGGAAGAUCAUCGAGCGCCGCAAGACUAAUGCGCUCCGCCCAGAGAAACUUGCAUUGAAGAAGGUCGUCGCAGUGGGAAGCGGAUCGUAUCACAGCUUUGCGAUUGAUGUCAAGGGCCGUGUAUUCGCUUGGGGCCUCAAUUCUAUGAAGCAGACCGGAGUCGCGGCCGAGGAUGGAGGGUCAGAAGAUAUCAUAACUGCUCCAACUGAGGUCAGAGCGCUACAUCCUGACCAGCUCAAUGGUGAGAAAGUGAUCCAAAUCAGCGGGGGGGAGCAUCAUACGCUGUUCCUCGUGUCCGAUGGCAGAGUUUAUGCUUGUGGACGCUCUGAUGGCUUUGAACUGGGUAUUGGGCCUGUAGAGAGCCUACAGGAUGUCAACGGUGACCACGUAAUGAGCUCUGAGGACCAGUCGCAUAUGCGAGCAUAUGUUGCCGUGCCUACCCUCGUUGCCUUCCCUCCUGUGCCGACGCCAGAGGAAAUGAACCCCGAUGUUCCAGAAGGGCCACCUGCUAUUCCGCCGAUCAAUCCCGUAUCCUCUGUCCACGCUGGUACACAUCACAAUCUGGCCGUUUCCCGCGCGGGCUACGUCUACUCAUGGGGCACCGGAAAUCAGUCUCAACUCGGUUUGGGUAACGAAGAAGAGGCGGAGCGUCCCACUCGCUUGCGCUAUAAGGAUGGGGACAAAUGGUUCAUCAGGUCUGCUGGUGCGGGGGGGCAGCACUGUAUCUUUUUGGCCACGCCGAAAUAG